AUAAAGAGAUCACGUCGUCAUCUUCUUCAACCUCUCUGACCUGUUCUCUUCUGUUCUGUUCCUCUCUGCUUUUUCCUCAUUCCUCAUCUCUGGAGCUGGAGGGUCAGGUCAACCUCCUCCCCCCUCCUUCUUCCAACCGCCGCCAUGCCCUACCUCCGCCUCAUUCUCCUCCUCGCCGUCUUAUCCCUCGUCUCUUCCUCUCUCUCUCAGCCCUCUCCUCCCUCCGCUAUUCUGAUCGACUGCGGCGCCUCCGCCUCCUCUGUAAUCAACGGCCGUAAAUGGCAAUCCGACACGGAUCUCAUCUCCACAGGAACAUCCAAGAACGUCUCCGGACAAGUCCUGGACCAAAUCUUAUCAACCCUCAGAUCCUUCCCUCUUAACCCUUCCGCCACUCGUCGCAAGUUUUGCUACGUCAUCAGCGUCUCUCGUGGAUGGAAGUACAUGAUCAGGACGACUUAUUUCUACGGAGGAGUCAACGGAAAGGACACUCCUCCGCCGGUUUUCGAUCAGAUCGUCGACGGGACGCUUUGGGGAGUUGUUAAUACCACUGCUGAUUAUGCAGACGGUUUAGCUUCUUAUUACGAAGGUGUUUUCUUAGCGCAGGGGAAGUCCAUAAGCGUAUGCAUUGCUUCGAAUACGUAUACGAGUUCGGAUCCGUUUAUCUCGGCCUUGGAGGUUGUUAGGCUUGAUGGUACUGUUUAUAAUUCUACUAAGUUCAAAGAGUUUGGGAUGAGUCUUGUUGCUAGGCAUGCUUUUGGGUACAGUGGACCAAUCAUCAGGUUUCCAGAUGAUGAGUUUGAUAGGUUUUGGGAGCCAUACUCGCUAAACUCGACAGUACCAAACAAUCGAAAACUAGAAGUUUCUGGUUUCUGGAACCUCCCGCCUUCGAGGAUAUUCAACACUGAUCUAAGAGCUAACCAGGUGCAACCUCUGGAGUUCACAUGGCCCCCAAUGCCCUUGAAAAACUCUUUUUAUUACAUCGCGCUAUACUUUGCCCAUGACUCUGAUUCGUUGGGAGAUGGAACAAGAGUCUUUGAUGUUUCUGUGAAUGGUAUAGCAUAUUAUAAAGACCUCUCUGUCUCUCCAGCUGGUUUGGUUAUAUUUGCAAGCAGGUGGCCGCUUGAAGGUCUCACAACGUUGACUCUAACUCCUACGAGUGAUUCAACUCUUGCUCCUCUUGUUAAUGGUGGUGAAAUGUUUGAGUUGAUAUCUCUUGGAGGGAGAACUCUUGUUCGAGAUGCGACUGCUCUGAAUGCUAUUAAAAGAAGUUUCAAGAACGUACCGGUUGAUUGGAACGGAGAUCCAUGUAUGCCUAAAAACUACUCGUGGACUGGUGUUACAUGCUCUGAUGGCCCUCGAAUUCGCAUAGUAGCUUUGAACUUAACUAGUAUGGGACUUUCAGGUUCUCUAGCACCUCAAGUUUCCAAAUUAACAGCAUUAUCCUCUAUUUGGCUGGGGAACAAUUCUCUCACUGGAAGUAUACCUGACUUAGGCUCACUCAAGUUUCUGGAAUCAGUGCACUUGGAAAACAACCGUUUCAAUGGAGCUUUUCCUUCAUUUUUCGGUGGAGUGCCGCGAUUGCGUGAGCUGUUCUUGCAAAACAAUAACCUAACUGGCAAGAUUCCUAGCAAUCUUCUUCAGAAGCCAGGACUUGAGCUAAGGGUUUCUGGUAAUCCCUUUUUGACUCAACCGCCACGUUGAUUCAGCCCGUUUAAGAAGAAGACGACAAUGAUUUGAGUUUGUGUUAUAGUUUUGUAAAUUAGAAGCUUCACGUGUAUAUCAUCCUACUUUAACAUAUAUCUGAAUGCUUCAUUCUUUUAUUUACUUACUUUGGGGGACAAGGGAUUACUGAUUGCAUAUGUUGUGUAAUGAAUACAAAAAAUAUACAUCAUUGUUG
Molecule: messenger RNA, 1897 nt
Organism: Brassica oleracea var. oleracea
Lineage: Eukaryota; Viridiplantae; Streptophyta; Magnoliopsida; Brassicales; Brassicaceae
Product: putative leucine-rich repeat receptor-like serine/threonine-protein kinase At2g14440
Exons: 9
Coding region: 145-1701 (518 amino acids)
Molecular function (GO): protein binding
Source: RefSeq, a predicted model, not a curated record